Messenger RNA from Medioppia subpectinata, 1480 nucleotides. Lineage: Eukaryota; Metazoa; Arthropoda; Arachnida; Sarcoptiformes; Oppiidae. The record is from the annotation of a GenBank genome assembly.
GAACCGCGCCGUACGGCACAUGUGGUCACAUUCGGGUGAGAAUCCAUUCAAGUGCCCGCUCUGUGACCUCCGCUUCCGCGACAAACGCCAUCUCAACAAUCAUAUGUCGACCCACAACACAGUGUCCAUCAGAGCCGCGGCCAAGAACUCGUCGCGAGAGCCCAACGCUAAGACUAAAGUGAAAGCAAAGUCGCCAAUGAAAUCGCCGCUGAAGUCACCCGUAUAUCGGGCGCGAGGGUCCGGAGAUGUGGUCUGUCCCGAGUGUGGGAACCGAUACCAAGACUACGCGCUGUUGACGAGACACAUGAAGAAACAGCACGGCUUGAAGAAGUGGCAGAAGUAUCGACAACUGGGACAGCAGUUCCUGAAGCAAACCAAUGGUCCGACCGCUGCGGUCGCCAAGAAUAAUGGCAAUAUUCUGUGUCCCGAUUGCGGUAAAACCUAUCUCGGGAUCAAAUUACUGCUCAGACAUAUCACACGUACUCACGGCUCGGACGUUGCGGACAAGUAUCGGCUGAACAAUGGUCUCGUCAGCCGUAAAGCGGCGGCUCUCGAACCCCAAGCGGUGAAUUCGGCGCUCAAUUCAGUCGCUACGGCUAUCGUGUCGGCGAAUGUGGGCAACAAAUCGCGACCAAAAUUGGUCGUAAAAUCAGCGAACAAAUCAGUAAAAGUGAUGUCAAACAUACGAAAAGUGAUCCAAAAGCCAAUCCCAAUGACUCGACGCCACUUGUCAUCGGAGGAGAAGGAGUGGAACUGCGAUUACAAUUUGUGUCCAAGAAGUUACAACUCGAAGUACAAUCUAAAGAGACAUCAGAUCGAGAUUCAUAAGCGUUUGUCCAAAAAAUUGUUUUACAUGACAUCGAAGAAUGAGAAGACUGUCAAAUAUUUCAUACCAAAGACUGGUAGCACUGCCGCCGCCGCCGCCCUCACUGUCACAGCCGUCUCGGAGCCAACUGGUGCUAAAACUGCGGCCAUUUCGGGCCCGAAGAGCACUCAAAUCGCUAGCGAUAAGGCGUUUAAGUGUAAUUUGAAGGGCUGUUUGGCCAGCUAUCAGACAAUCUCUGGCCUCUAUAGGCAUAAGAAAGUAAAACACAACUCAAACAAACCGUUCAAAUCGGUAUCAAAAUUGGCCAAAACCCAGGCGUUAGGAGUGACCAUCAAAUAUAAGGCAGCGAUUAGACCGAAGUUGAGUGUCGACGAAGAGAACCAAUUGGUGGCCACAGAGGAGGACAAGGAGGAGGAGGUGACCGAGUUUUUGUGCACUUAUCCUAACUGUGCGUUUAAGGCGUUGGGCCGCAAAACACUUAUCCAACACUUUCCCACACAUUUCCCGGGCGAAGACAAGCCGUUCAAGUGUGUGAUGACUGACUGCCACUACGCGGCCAAAGUGCUGUCCAAACUUAAACAGCAUGUCCUCAACAGACACUCUGAGCAGCAGUUUAUUAAAGCCAUGGACGCCACGGGUAUUCGCUACCCGUCC